AUGUCCAAACCUUGUAUCACUCAUUUUAUGAUAGGCAUGCCAAAAUAUAAGGCCAACACUGUGUGGUGGGACAGCUCUUCUAUGUACAUCCGCUGCCCACACUGCGACAAGAUCCAUCGACAUGGUUUUGAUGGGAACUACCACGCUAAACAUCGCCGCGUACCCCAUUGCGAGUCCUGUGAGACUUACACGAUUUGUUUCCCUUCCGAUGGUCUCUAUGAAAUCGACAGGAGCAGGGGUUUGUACGUGCGUGCAGGAGCCGACCCCGCCGCGUACUUUGCGCAGUUCGAGCCUGCACCUAAGGUGGACGUAAGUGACCGACGCAAGUGGACUGAGGCACAGGAGGAAGCCGAGCUAGGCGGCCUCGACCUUGAACCUAUUCGCGUCAACAGACUGAAAUUAACUGUCUCCGAGAUGAUUACAGGUGGAUUAGAGACAGUUCGCUCCUAUCUUGAAACAUCUCAGGAGAAGGACAUUUUUCUCCAUGGCGUGCAGGCUUUCACUUAUCGUCAUCCCACUAUUGACGAUGGUGAUGCUAGUCAGAACAUUCUCAAAGACGACCCGGAUGGAAACCACGAGACCACUCGAACAGAGAAAGAGAGAACCAUAACGUCCGGGGAAACUGCACUACAUAUGGCUGCUUGUGAGAUGUAUCCAGAAAUGGUCAAAUUGCUCCUUGACUUUGGUGCUGAUCCGAAUGUGAGAACGGUUGACGGACGAACGCCGCUAAUGGAAGCUGCGAUCUGGGGACGCUUGGAAAAUGUGAAGUGCUUGCUUUCCCACGGAGCUGAUAAGUCCAUUACAUGCAUGCGAGAAGGGAAAUCGUUACGCGCUAUCGACUUUGCUGCAGAUACUUGGGGGAAUAGCGAAGAACGAUACGACCGGUCUGGCGGCAAGGAUCAGGUUUAUAAGGAGGUGACGCACAAAAGAAAUCAGGACCGUAUGGCAAUCGUUCGGGAGCUCUCUGAUGAGGCUGGAGAGGUAGAAAGUCGGAACACAGAGACCUUGUCACAUCUCAACGGGUUCGCCCUUACAACCUUACGUGAUGGGGGGAGUAUCAUUUCUUUACUUGCCAACUUUGACGUACCCAACAGACAUAAGACCAUUGGCAUCCUCUUCAGAGGUGAUACCAUUGGCGGGCCUGGUUUCCCGCCCGUGGCUGCGAUGAGUGGUUGGAAGCACCAGUCAGACCCGGAACUUAAUGUUCAGAUUGAGGGAAGAACAUGGACAGAUGAGGUCCUUCGCCUCUGUCGAAUCGUUGGCCACCACCUACCUGCGGAUGAAAAAGAUCAAGGCAGACCCGGGCAGUUUAAGGCAUGCCACGCAGAGAAGCAAUUGACGGCUUACUUUGUAAGCAAACAUGUAUUUCUUCCCCAAGAUUUGGCUGUGGAUGACUUUGGAAUGUCAAGCUUAUCUCUUGAUACGUCGCAAAGUGACUGCGAGCACCAAGAUACGCUUAACGAGCUUCAAAAAGUACAACCCCCUGAGAGACUUCAGAAAGGGAUAAUUCUUGCUUCUCGUGCGGUAUGUCAGGACUGUAAUGACUUUAUCGAGAAAGUCAAUAUGGCGCUUGGAUUAAUGAUAGAGUUUCGUGGAGUCAAGCAGUACUCUUGA
Fusarium mangiferae is the source of this 1614-nucleotide messenger RNA. RefSeq lists its product as uncharacterized. The coding region runs from base 1 to 1614 and encodes 537 amino acids. The transcript has a single exon. The record is from RefSeq and is a predicted model, not a curated record. NCBI's taxonomy places the organism in Eukaryota, Fungi, Ascomycota, Sordariomycetes, Hypocreales, Nectriaceae. Gene Ontology annotation, cellular component: cytoplasm; nucleus. Gene Ontology annotation, molecular function: protein binding.